Messenger RNA from Elephantulus edwardii (Cape elephant shrew), 2841 nucleotides. It is a transcript of the gene GALNTL6, whose product is annotated as UDP-N-acetyl-alpha-D-galactosamine:polypeptide N-acetylgalactosaminyltransferase-like 6. Gene Ontology annotation, cellular component: Golgi apparatus. Bases 735 to 2540 code for a protein of 601 amino acids. The record is from RefSeq and is a predicted model, not a curated record. The transcript has 13 exons. Lineage: Eukaryota; Metazoa; Chordata; Mammalia; Macroscelidea; Macroscelididae.
CGUGGAGCAGGGGGCGGCAAGCGCGGGGCCGGCGCGGGGGAGCAGGCGCGGCGCGCUUUCGCCUUCUGCGCGUCCUCCCGGGCUCCCUCGACCGCCUCCAAGUCCAACGCGGACUCGCUUUCUCCACCCUCGGACUCAUUUAGGGGAGGGGAGAUUUCCAGCUGCCCUUGAGGUGCUCCUGAUGUUUUUAUGGGUUCAUGCAGUUUCCGGAAAAGAAUGGUAACAUGAACAGUGGAGCGUGAGAGCGUCACCAGAGGAAGGGGAAGAGAUUGAUGGGCAGAACGCUGACUUGGAGCAGGAUCACGUUCUGAGGACCGUGCCAAGAGGGGACGUCGCAACGCCUCUACUUCCAGGUUGGACUCAGCUGACAUCUGUAGCCUCCCUUCCACCAGGUUCCCAGGUAGCGUGGCGCUGCUUGCUGGAGAGCAGUGUUUAGACAGCACGGGAGGAUCCGGGAGUUGGUGGACCUCUGUCCAAAGAGGAGUUCAACCCGGGAUCCUGAGUCUCUGGAUCCCCGUGGAGUCCUCAGACACGCUGGCUCCCGAAGGAGCUGGGCUUGAGUUCAGAUGGCCAACUCCCUCUGAAUCCUGCAGAUUGGUGCUGAGCACGCAACAAAAGUUUUUAGCUUCAGUUUCUGGUGCUUCCCAGGGCAAAGAAAAAGACUUUGGUAUUAAACAACAGGAAGCAGCCAGGGGACCUUCUCCUUUAACUUUUCUUCUGUGUUGUCAUUUGCAAUGAAGAGGAAACAGAAGAGAUUUCUGCAAAUGACUUUGUUGUUCAUGGUGGCUUUAAUUUUCCUGCCCAAUAUUGGUCUCUGGUCUCUGUACAAGGAUAAGCAUCUGGUGAAAUCUACAGAACCUGGGGAGCAGCAGACAUUUCCAGUGGGCCUAGGAGAUGGGCAAUUCUAUGCAUGGACAAAUGGUUUGAGAAGAAAGGACUGGCAUGACUAUGAAAGCAUUCAGAAAGAGGCUUUGCGCUCAGGGAAAGGUGAACAUGGGAAACCAUACCCCCUGACUGAAGAGGACCAUGAUGAUUCAGCUUACAGGGAGAAUGGAUUUAAUAUUUUUGUCAGCAACAAUAUUGCUCUAGAGAGGUCCUUGCCAGAUAUUCGCCAUGUCAACUGUAAGCACAAAAUGUAUCUGGAAAGGCUGCCAAACACCAGCAUCAUUAUCCCAUUUCAUAACGAAGGUUGGACUUCACUCCUACGGACCAUACACAGUAUAAUUAAUCGAACCCCAGAGAGUCUGAUAGCAGAAAUUAUUCUAGUAGAUGACUUCAGUGACAGAGAACAUUUGAAGGAUAAGUUAGAAGAAUACAUGUCCCGAUUUUCCAAAGUGAGGAUUCUUCGCACCAAGAAGAGGGAAGGGCUCAUCCGGACUCGGCUCUUGGGGGCCUCGAUGGCCAGAGGAGAAGUACUGACGUUCCUGGACUCCCACUGCGAGGUCAACGUGAACUGGCUGCCCCCACUGCUCAACCAAAUUGCACUAAACCACAAAACCAUCGUGUGCCCUAUGAUUGAUGUCAUUGACCACAAUCACUUUGGGUAUGAGGCACAAGCGGGGGACGCCAUGCGAGGAGCCUUCGACUGGGAAAUGUACUACAAAAGAAUCCCCAUCCCUCCAGAGCUCCAGAGGGCAGACCCCAGCGACCCCUUUGAGUCCCCUGUUAUGGCCGGAGGUCUCUUUGCUGUGGAUCGAAAAUGGUUUUGGGAGUUGGGUGGCUAUGAUCCAGGUUUAGAAAUCUGGGGUGGAGAACAGUAUGAAAUUUCUUUCAAGGUUUGGAUGUGUGGAGGAGAAAUGUUUGAUGUUCCAUGCUCUAGAGUUGGUCACAUCUACAGAAAAUAUGUCCCCUAUAAAGUUCCAUCUGGGACCAGCCUGGCAAGAAACCUGAAGCGGGUGGCGGAGACCUGGAUGGACGAAUUCGCCGAGUACAUUUACCAGCGGCGGCCUGAGUACAGACACCUCUCAACUGGUGACAUCUCGGCCCAGAAGGAGCUGCGCAAGCAACUCAAAUGCAAGGACUUCAAGUGGUUCAUGGCUGCGGUGGCCUGGGACGUGCCCAAGUUCUAUCCCCCAGUGGAGCCCCCACCUGCCGCCUGGGGGGAGAUUCGAAAUGUGGCAGCCAAUUUGUGUGUAGACAGCAAACAUGGAGCCACUGGAACAGAGCUGAGGUUAGACAUCUGUGUCAAGGAUGGUUCUGAAAGAACAUGGUCUCACGAGCAGCUCUUCACAUUUGGAUGGAGAGAAGAUAUUCGACCUGGUGAGCCACUGCAUACCCGGAAAUUCUGCUUCGAUGCAAUCUCAAACAGCAGCCCAGUCACGCUGUAUGACUGCCAUGGCAUGAAGGGGAACCAGUUCUGGGGAUACCGAAAGGACAGAACAUUAUUUCAUCCUGUGAGCAACAGCUGCAUGGAUUGCAAUCCCGCAGAGAAGAAAAUUUUCAUGGCCAGAUGUGACCCUCUCUCUGAGACUCAGCAGUGGAUGUUUGAGCAUAUUAAUAUGACUGUUUUAGAUAAAUUUAACCACCAUGCCAGCUCCUAGGAAGAAAGAAAGAGCAAUUACCUACAGAAUGCAAACUAAGUUUCGGCCGGCAUCUGGGUCAAAGGAGUCAGGAAUACCAUUUCCUAGAUCCAGGAAGCCUGGUUUAAAGAUGUGUGGAGGCCAUGUUUAAGUAGGUUGUCCUGAAGAACUUCCUGCAUCUGAAGAACUUGGCUGAGAAUCUCACCAGCUGCUUCUGAGAACUUGAGACUAGCAGUUCCCUUGCUGGUCAAGGGCAAAGAUUCUUUAGGGACUUUUCAAAACAACUGCUGAGUUAAUAAAUCCUAGCAUUUCUCAGGUCAAA